AUGGCGGAGGCGCUGCGGCGGGUGCUAGACGCGGGUGGCGCGGCACGGGCCCGGAAGGAGUGGCCUGAGCCGGGCCCGCCUCUGCUGCUGCUUGGUGGUCCGGGCUCUGGAAAAACAUCUUUACUCUUUGCGGCCGCCCUGGACGCGGCUGGAGAAGGCCGCGGCCCUGUGCUCUUCGUGACUCGAACGCCCCUUCAAAGCCUCCCCCUCAGUUCGCGAGCCGCGCGCGACCCUUUACGGCUCCAGAAGGUUCGGUUCCACUACCCACCGUCAACCCAGGAGCUCCUCAGACUCCUUUGCUCUGCCCACGAGGCCCCUGGGCCUGCGCCCUCCCUUCUGCUGUUGGAUGGCCUCGAGGAGUACUUGGCAGAAGACCAAGGGACCCAGGAAGCCGCCUAUUUAGCUGCCUUGCUUCUGGAUACUGCAGCCUACUUUAGCGACCGACUGGGAUCCAAUCGGAACUGUGGGCUCCUGGUGGCUCUUGAGACCCGGGAAGAAGCAGAGAGUGGGGAUAACCUGCAGCUAGGAUUGAUUCGACGGUAUUUCCCUGCCCAGUGUUGGCUGCGGCCAGAUGCAGCACACCUGGGGCAGUGGCACCUCCAAGUGUUCCUGCAGUCAGGCAGGCAAAGCCCCGGGGGAGAGUGGCUGAUGACCUUCUUACCCAGCGGGGAGAUGAGGAUCACCCUGAGGCCCACCCAGGCUUCUACACCCAGCCCAGAUAAGAAGAGUUCAAGUGCUGGAGGUAAAGCCUGAGCUUUGGUGUGUGACAACCCACGGGCCUCAGUGUCCUGUGGUUGGAAUACUUAGCUUCUUUCUGGGACCUGUGCAGAUUCAGAAACCUAAAGAAUGUAAAGUGGCUGCAGAGAUGGCUUAGCAGUUAAGGCAUUUGUCCGAAAAGCCAAAGGACCCCCGUUCCAUUCCCCAGGACCCACGUUAGCCAGAUGCACAAGGGGGUGCAUGCGUCUGGAGUUUCAGUGGCUGGAAGCCCUGGCGCACCCAUUCUCGCUCCCUCUCUCUGCCUCUUUCUCUCUCUCUCUCAAAAAAAAAAAGAAUGUAAAGUGAUUUUUGCUGUUUAAAAACUAGCAUCACCGGGCGUGGUGGCGCACGGCUUUAAUCCCAGCACUCGGGAGGCAGAGGUAGGAGGAUCACCGUGAUUUGAGGCCACCCUGAGACUACAUAGUGAAUUCCUGGUCAGACUGAGCUAGAGUGAAACCCUACCUCAGAAAAAACAAAACAAACAACAAAAAAAACUAACAUUAUUGGGGUUGGUGGUGUGACUCAGGUGGGGUACAUGUCCAGUAUAUGCAAGGCCUCUAGGUUCCAUCCCCAGCAUCCCACGAAACAAGAAAACCUGGCUGGGGAGAGAGCUCAGAAGUUAAAAGGUGGUUACCAUGCAAGCAGGAAGGCCUGAACUGUUCUAAAUUCAUUUCCCCAGCACACAGGUAGACAGCAGGGUAGGGCUACACAUAUCUGUAACCUCAGUCCUAUGGGGAGCAGAGACCAGAGAAUUGCUGGGGCUUAUUUAAAACAAAACAAAACAAAACAAAAUAAAACAAAACAGCUGGGCGUGGUGGUGCAUGCCUUUAAUUCC
Messenger RNA from Jaculus jaculus (lesser Egyptian jerboa), 1591 nucleotides. It is a transcript of the gene Swsap1, whose product is annotated as SWIM-type zinc finger 7 associated protein 1. The record is from RefSeq and is a predicted model, not a curated record. Lineage: Eukaryota; Metazoa; Chordata; Mammalia; Rodentia; Dipodidae. Bases 1 to 753 code for a protein of 250 amino acids. Gene Ontology annotation, biological process: double-strand break repair via homologous recombination. The transcript is spliced from 2 exons. Gene Ontology annotation, molecular function: single-stranded DNA binding. Gene Ontology annotation, cellular component: Shu complex.